Molecule: messenger RNA, 1424 nt
Organism: Mesocricetus auratus (golden hamster)
Lineage: Eukaryota; Metazoa; Chordata; Mammalia; Rodentia; Cricetidae
Exons: 5
Coding region: 78-1109 (343 amino acids)
Source: RefSeq, a predicted model, not a curated record
AACCCUGCAACCAGCUAGCCAACUGCUGAGAGACAGUUUGGCAGGCUCACUUGUCUUGAGACAGUAGAGAAAGCACAAUGUUUUCGUCCUGUCUCGGGAAUACUCGAGAAAGAGGCUCAGACCUCAAUAAAGAUGAAAGUGGAGGCCAUGGUGGAGGCCGUAGUGGUGCCUGGAGACAACGGGCACGCUCUUGGCUCCAAGUCCUCUGGCCAUUUGGCCGGAAAGAAAGAAACUUGAGCCAGGGCAGCCAGGGCAGCCAGGGUAGCCUGGGAAUCCAGGGAAACCAGGGAAGCCAGGGCAGCCAGGGUAGCCUGGGAAUCCAGGGAAACCAGGGCAGCCAGGGAAGCCAGAGCAGCCAUGGCAGCCAUGGCAGCCAGGCGAUCCAGGUCCAGGGCGACACGGACCAGGUCGGGGUGGAGUCUGCCCCUGAGGAGCUGAACGAGUCCCCUAGAAUGCCCCAUUUCGGGCCCCUGGAACAGAUGUCGGCCCUCCUGGUGACGUCCCUGCAGGGUGGAGACUCCUUCUUUGUGUUUCUCUUCUACUGCAUACACCAAAAGUUUCUCACCACUCAGCAUGUGCUGGACCUGCUGUUCAAGCGAUACACUUCCUUCCGGCCCGACUCUGAAGAGGAUGAACGAGUAAAGUACACCAUCUAUUCCCUCCUGGACUACUGGAUCAACAAGUUCCCUGAGGAGUUUUGCAGGAUCGAACACCUGCCCAUUCUGAAGCGGGUGAAGGAUUACUUGAGCGUGAACAUGCCCUCCUCUGACCUUCUGGUCCUUGUCCAGUAUAUCCAGGAAUACUUGCUGUCACAAGUGGCCAGCGAUUCAGGGGCCAGCGAUGAGGAAGCCUCGGGGUCCACGACCACGUCCCCUCCUAGAGACGCCGGCUUGAGCAACACACCUGUGUGCAAUCUUAGACCAGAGCAGCAGCGCCUCCGCAGAUCCAGUGCUCCAAGUGUGUUGACCAGCAAUGGCGACGGCUACUCUGGAGCCAGAAGCAGCCUGUGCACUGGAGCCGGAGAGCACACAACCGACACAAGGUUCUGUGACCCGUGUGCAGCUGGAGCCACAUGUGGCAGCAGCAGCGGGCUCAUCGCCACCCACUGAAGCUGUCGCUGUUGGCCGUGAGGGCAGACGCGGUACCACAUUCAACAUCUUGCUUGGGCCGCAGUGGUCUGCCUCCCCAGGGAACGGCCCGGCCACCCCUUCCUCCUCCUCUGGUCGUCUGCAUGUUUCUGCCCUGCAGACGGCACAGCUUCUGGUGUUUCCCCACAGAACGACUCCCCGAUUGCAACCCAGCAGCCUUGCCUGCCCCACAGCCAGACUCACCCUGCCCUGGCUAGCAGCCUUUUGACUCUGAUCAAUGUUGUGUUAGUUUAGUCCGAGGAUUGGUUUGAAUAAAUUGCUCUUGUUUGUGUUUCA